Molecule: messenger RNA, 4785 nt
Organism: Maniola jurtina (meadow brown)
Lineage: Eukaryota; Metazoa; Arthropoda; Insecta; Lepidoptera; Nymphalidae
Gene: Pgant2
Product: polypeptide N-acetylgalactosaminyltransferase 2
Exons: 10
Coding region: 123-1754 (543 amino acids)
Cellular component (GO): Golgi apparatus
Source: RefSeq, a predicted model, not a curated record
UCUGCCAGUCCGCACGCCGCUGCCAAUAGCGCGGCCGCGCGCCCGCGAAAAACGAUUUUCUACGUAAAAAAAUCAACGCAAAAACCGCGCGUGUGUUAAACAGUGCCACAAAAAAUCCUAAAAUGCGUAGGAACGUGAAAAUUUUGUUCUUUUUGGGUGGAGCGUGGAUUUUUGUGCUAUUCUACUACAUGCAGCCGGAGUCUACGCCGAACAAGGAAGAAAACAUAGCUCUUCGACUCAUAAAGCAACACGCAGAUGUUGAGGAGCCGGAGAGCAGUCCAGCCUCUCCCGAGGAGUAUGGCACCGGGAGUACGGGGAGGUACUUCGACGAGGCGGGCUACGUGGCGGGGGGGUCCAAGGAUAACGACCCCUAUGUACGGAACCGAUUCAACCAGGCCGCUUCGGAUAAUUUAUCCAGCAACCGGGCAGUGCCUGACACGAGAAACGCUAUGUGCCGACUGAAGAAGUACGAUGUAGAGCUACCUCAGACAAGCGUCAUAAUCACAUUCCACAACGAAGCUCGGUCGACACUCCUGCGCACUAUCGUCAGUGUACUGAAUCGGAGUCCGGAACACUUGAUCAAAGAAAUAAUUUUAGUAGACGACUUUAGUGAUAAUCCGGAAGACGGCGCAGCAUUGCGGGCGAUACGGAAAGUCCAAGUGAUAAGGAACUCCAAACGGGAAGGUCUCAUGAGAUCAAGAGUAAAAGGAGCUGAUGCUGCCACAGCACCCGUCCUCACCUUCCUGGACUCCCAUGUUGAAUGCAACACGCACUGGCUUGAACCCCUCCUGCAGAGGAUAAAGGAGGACCCAACCAGGGUAGUGUGCCCGGUCAUCGACGUCAUCAGCAUGGACACUUUCCAGUACAUCGGUGCCUCGGCCGACUUGCGCGGCGGCUUCGACUGGAACCUCGUAUUCAAGUGGGAAUACCUAUCACACGCAGAACGCAGUGCCCGUCUCAGCGACCCCUCGCAAGUGAUCAGGACGCCAAUGAUAGCUGGAGGACUGUUCAGCAUCAACCGCGCCUACUUCAACAAGCUCGGCAAAUACGACAUGAAGAUGGAUGUCUGGGGCGGAGAGAAUCUGGAAAUAUCUUUUAGGGUAUGGCAAUGUGGUGGAUCCCUGGAAAUCGUGCCCUGUUCGCGGGUAGGACACGUGUUCCGCAAACGGCAUCCGUACACCUUCCCCGGAGGUUCGGGCGCCGUGUUCGCGAGGAACACCCGCCGAGCUGCUGAGGUGUGGAUGGACGACUACAAGGAGCUGUACUACCGGUCGCAACCUCUUGCCAAGCAGGUUGAAUAUGGAGACAUAUCAGAGCGUGUCGCAAUCCGAGACAAGCUCCAUUGCAAGCCGUUCAGCUGGUACCUGGAGCACGUGUACCCUGAGCUGCAAGUACCUUCCCUGGGAGGUGCCUCCUUCUCCAUCAGACAGGGGUCCAGGUGCUUGGACACUAUGGGCCACCUGGUUGAUGGAACUGUCGGUAUGUACCCUUGCCACAACACAGGCGGCAAUCAAGAGUGGCGUUUCGACAACGGGCUAAUACGCCACCACAGCCUCUGUGUCUCUCUAUCCCCCGACGACCGCGUCACAGCAGUUCUGGUCGCCUGUGACCCCUCUGAUGAUGCACAGCUCUGGAGACGGAAGGGUCUUCUUAUUCGGCACGCAAAACUAAACGCUUGUCUGGACUCUGAACGGCCCGCGUUGUACUUGGAACAGUGUGACAAUGAAAAGUUGACUCAACAGUUUACAUUCUAAGUUCGAGCUAUGUGUAAAAAUAUUUUUGUUUACACUUUUUACUCUUUGAGAGAUGAUUGAGAGUUGAUAGCUCAAUGACAGGGUUUUGGAAAUCAAGCAAAAUCAAAUCAUAGUUAUUUCGACGUACUUAUAUUGAAAAUGAGAAAGGGUAUGUCUUUCUUUAUAAUAAAAGUCGUUCGGGCUGUUCCUUGGUUCGCACACAUUCGACGUCUUUCACUCUCUAACACACACUUUAUAAAACGAGGAUUUACUUAAAGAAUGUUGGAACAUGAUAAUAUUUUGUUUCAUCAUAAUAUCAUGUUGAAUGAUGAAACCCUGUUAUGUAUCGUAAAAAGUGGUGGAAAACAGGAAGCUACGGCAGCUACAGUAAUUAUUUGGAUGGCUAUUAUAGGGACUUCUAGAGUUAAUGUAUAAACACUUGCCUAGGAAAUAUUACUUUCACGAAUCUAAACUAAAUAACUCGAAUAUCUUAACACUAGGUUUAUUAAAUCAAUCAAGAUUUGAGAGCUUAUAAUCACUUAAUGAUAUAAGUACCUAUAUGAAUUUUUGUUUAGGAAUCACUUUUUAUAUAAAAAGUUAGGCCUACCUACACAUAGGUAACCUUAAUAUUAAUAUGAACAAAAUACAGAGAUUUUAAAAAUUUCCCACUCAAACUAAACAUUCCAUGAAUGUAUACAAAAUAGGUUUUAAUUUACAAAAUGUUUAGAUUUUAAGUUUUUUUAUAUAUGUUUUGUAAAAUACCUAUACCUACUAAGUGUAUUAUUCAUCAAUGUAUACCAAUUUAUUAAUUACUUUAUUCUUUGCAUCAAUCCCGUAACUUUAAGUAGGUAGUUACGCUUAAAAAGCAUUUUAGUUAAUGACUUAUUUUUGUUUUAGCAUAAGUAUAGCUAUUUAUUUACUAUUUUUUUUGCAAUUUUAUUUGACUUGUUACAUCAUAAUAUCUUAUAAUUAUGUAUAUCAAAAAUAUAUUAAUUAGCUCUACGCAUUUGUAUAUAAUUCAUUAACACCAUACAUAAUGUAAAAUGACUUAAUUACAAAAUCAUAAAAAAUAGUUACCAUAGUGUACAUAAUUAAGUUUUUUAAGAUAAGUGCCGGGGAUGUGGAAUGAGGAAUUAAUGUAAAUAAAUCAAAUACCUAAUCAUUUAACUUUAUAAACUAAAAACACAAAUAUUUCGUAACAAUAAAUUACGCCAGUUUUAGAAUUUCAUAAAAAAAUGGCAGCCGACAGAAAUGAAAACUUUAUUUGACACUUCCAUUAAAAAUUGAACCUUAACUAGUUGUGUUUAAGAACAAAUUUUAAAAGCUAAUAAGAUUAGCAUGUCGCUGACGAAACUUUAAAGAUUUCACCCAUGAAAAAAUCGCCCUUCGCGCGUAAAGAAAUUUCAUUUCAAUACAAAUAAUAAUAAUUAAUUGAAAAUUCAAACAAAAAAAGAAACGAAUUUUAGCGAUAUCCGUUUACGCCUAAAAUCCGAAAUAGAUAUUUAUUUAUAAUAUUCUCUUACUGUUCUAUUUAUUUCAAGUAAAAUAAAUUAAUAAAUUUCAAAUAGGUAAUCCCAUUAGAUCAUAGUGCCAUGGCAGUAACUACACCGUCCAUCAAUGCUUGCUUAGCUUAUUCUUUUAUUAGGGGAGAUGACUACGGACUACUGGUCAAAUUAAUUAGACUUUUUAUCAAACGUCAAAACGCUUGCUUAGUGAGGGAGCUUGUAUGAAAUUCACAGAUAUGACGUCAUAAAUAUUUGACAUAAUUUGACGUCCUUUUUUAUUUAAAUCCAUAAUUAAAAAUGGUUAGCAAACUCAAAACUAACAGCGGAUGUGGAUUUUACGAAUUUUGGAAGACUCUCUGUUUAAUAAUUCCUAAGAAAUAAUUCAUUUUUGACGUAGGUAGUCGUCAUCCCAAUUAAUGAUUUCAUUUAUGAAUUGAAAAAAUAUAUUAAUAAUAUCACGAAAUGGCUCACGAUAUUCUAAAAUAGAAAUUAGAAUUAGACAGUCUAAAAUAGAACGCGUUAUUUUAUUUUAAGUUAGUAAGUAUUUUUAUUUUAAACAAUUACUUCUUUCAAUCUUUUGAAAUAAUUCUUCAAACUACAUUAGCUUUUGAAAUCAAUAAUAUCAAUAAAUAAUUAUAUUUUUUUUUUUUCACUUUUUGAACAACAUUGUAUGUAUAUUUUUUGACAUAGAUUACAGGGGACUAUAACUUAUUCACUUUAAUCCAUUAAAAAAAAUGUAAGUAUUUAAUUAAUUGUUCAGUUUUAAAUCUUUUUUGUACUCUUAGGAUUUUUAAUUUAAAAACUAUUUAAAAUCGUUGUUUUUUAUAUUGCAAGUAGAUUGCAAAUUAUUAGUUUUGCUUUUUAUUUUUAUUGCAACAAAUGUUUGCUUUUUUUACCUACCUAUUAUUUUUUAUUUUAUUUUAAGAAAUUAUUAAUUUUUAUAAUUGACAUUCCGAAUAUUCAUUACGUAAAAUGAUUUAAAAAAUUACCUAGUGAUUGUAAAUAAAUUACGCACCUAUGUAAGUACCUAUAAGUUAAUGUUAUCAAAUUAAGUUAGUUAUUUUACUACUUAAAUUAUGUCCAACUUAGCUUACCUAAUGAUGUUCUGUCAAAUAAACGGAAAAAUUAAUCCUGUAAUAAUGCAAUAAGCUGUUGCAAUUUUUAUAGAAACAAUUUAUUAUGAUUGUAAAUCUUGAUCCUAUGUUUUUAGAAUCUAAUAAAAAAACUAGAACGUAUUUUAAUUUUUUUUUUCAAUAUGCUUAAGGCCAUCUUCAACUUUAAUAAUGGUUUAUAGUUUUUCAGUAUCAAUCACUUUUCAAAAAAUAACUUAAGAAAUUUUAACGAAAUACUAACAAGAUUUAUGAAUAGAUCUGAAAUAAUGUAAACUUGGAACUUAAUUACUUUCAAAAUGUAAAAUUUUGUAACUUGACUGUCCUAGUCAGAUAUCUUUAUGCGUGUGAGUAAGUGCUUAUGUUUGAAUGAAAAAAGGAUUUCGUUUUAGUGAGAGACAAAUUGAUUUGGUAAAUAAAUGAAAUUUGAACCAAAGA